Messenger RNA from Colletotrichum spaethianum, 708 nucleotides. RefSeq names its product sphingoid long-chain base transporter RSB1. Gene Ontology annotation, molecular function: manganese ion binding. The record is from RefSeq and is a predicted model, not a curated record. The transcript is spliced from 2 exons. Bases 1 to 708 code for a protein of 235 amino acids. Gene Ontology annotation, cellular component: cell wall. Lineage: Eukaryota; Fungi; Ascomycota; Sordariomycetes; Glomerellales; Glomerellaceae.
AUGAUCGCUUUUUCCAUGACGCCAAAAGGCCUGUCACCAUUGCUUCUGUGUUUACAUGCGGUGACGGUCAAUGCCACGGAUGACACGCAGUAUCCAGACCUCGUCAGAUCACUGAGAACAAGCCCGGCGGAGCUCGGCAAGCUAGGAAUACUCCCUGAUGAUAAAAACUGGACCUUUAAUUACUUCGCCCAUCGAUUCCAUACUCAUACUCCCGGCGGAGUCGUAAACGCCGAUGCAGCCACAUUCCCAGCAACCGUGGGCAAUGGCAUGACCAUGGCUUGGAUCAGCCUCGGCCCCUGCGCCAUGCUGACACCACACUACCACGCUCGUGCUUCCAACUACGUCGUGUCGGUUGCGGGGACCACCGAGACAUUCAUGACGUUGGAAAACGGCGCUCCUGUCGUCAAGACGAAGCUGGAACCAGGGAUGAUGACUGUCUUCCCCCAGAGCAGCCUGCACAUUAUGCAAAACAUAGGCUGCGGGAACGCUACUCUGAUAUCGGCCCUGAGCUCAGAGGACGCCGGCACACACAACGUUGCCAAUGGACUGUUUGGCCUCCCUCCAAGCGUUGUUGCCGCAUCGUUUGGCGGCGACUCCCUGUCGGUCAAGUUCGCGCAGCUUCGCCGCGACAUUCCGGCAGUUGGCACUGGUGCCUCGAUCGGCACUGCUGAAUGCCUUCAGCGUUGUGAAGCCAGCGGUUCCAAGUAG